Molecule: messenger RNA, 1494 nt
Organism: Aspergillus japonicus CBS 114.51
Lineage: Eukaryota; Fungi; Ascomycota; Eurotiomycetes; Eurotiales; Aspergillaceae
Exons: 2
Coding region: 1-1494 (497 amino acids)
Biological process (GO): amino acid transmembrane transport
Cellular component (GO): vacuolar membrane
Molecular function (GO): amino acid transmembrane transporter activity
Source: RefSeq, a predicted model, not a curated record
AUGAGCCCCCCGUCCAAUGGACUGUUAGAUGGCAAUGCCACUCCCGCCGGCAAGGAUUAUGACUGCGAGAACACCACGAAGCCGCGGUCAUCCGGCAAGAGUGCUUGGCUCGGUGAGGGCAAGCUGCCCGAGGCCGUGGACGAUGGGGACCAGCAGAUCAUCGAGGCCGGCGAAGCCAAGUACCACCGUCUGGGGUGGAAGGGGCUCACUAUCAUGCUGAUUGUGGAGGCGAUUGGGUUAGGCUCGCUGUCGAUUCCCUCCGCGUUCGCGACGCUCGGCAUGGUCGCCGGCGUGAUCUGCUGUGUCGGCAUCGGCCUGAUCGCUAUCUACACCUCCUAUGUGAUUGGACAGGUCAAGCUGGCCUACCCGGCUGUCCGGCAUUACGGCGAUGCGGGGGCCCUGCUGAUGGGCCCCUGGGGUAAUGAGCUGUUCACCUUCAUGUUGAUCUUGCAGCUGAUCUUCCUGACCGGCUCCAACUGCUUGACGGGCACCAUCGCCCUGCAGCACAUCACCGGCAGCGGCAUCUGCUCCGUCAUCUUCAGCGUCGUGUCGGCGAUCAUCUUGCUGCUGCUGUCCAUCCCCUCCUCCUUCGCCGACAUGGCCUGGCUGGGGUACCUGGACUUCGUGUCGAUUGUUGCCGCCAUCGGCAUCACCAUCAUCGCCACGGGCGUGCGGGGCACGAACUCGGCCGGCGGCCUCGGCGCCGUCAGCUGGUCGGCCUGGCCGCAAGGGGACCCCAGUUUCUCCGACGGCUUCAUCGCCAUCAGCAAUAUCGUGUUCGCGUACACUUUCGCCAGCUGCCUGUUCUCAUUUAUGGAUGAGAUGCACACGCCGCGCGACUUCACCAAGUCAAUCUGGUCGCUGGGCAUCCUGCAGAUAGUGAUCUACACGGUGACGGGCGCGACCAUCUAUGCGUUCGUCGGCCUGGACGUGCAGUCGCCCGCGCUGCUGUCGGCGGGUGCGCUGGUCAGCAAGGUGGCCUUCGGGAUUGCGCUGCCGGUCAUCUUCAUCUCCGGGGCGAUCUGCACCAUCGUCGCCGGCCGUCUGAUCCACGGCCGGAUCUACGCCAACAGUGUGACCCGGUACAUCAACACGCCCAAGGGCUGGAUCACCUGGCUGAUCCUGAUCACGGUGUUGACCAUUUUGUCGUGGGUCAUCGCCGAGGCUAUCCCGUUCUUCGACGACCUCCUCUCCAUCGCGUCCGCCCUGUUCACGUCGGGUUUCUCGUUCUACCUGCCCCCGAUCAUGUGGUAUGUCCUCAUCCGCGAGGGGCCGUGGUACUCGCGGGAGAAUCUCGUGACGAGUAUCGUCAACUUCCUCGUGUUCAUCUUCGGGUUGAUUGUGCUGGUCGGUGGCAUUCCCAGUGUGUUGAGCCUUUUGUCAUGUUGUGGACUGUAUAUCAGAGCUCGAGGAACACGAAAACCUCAAAAUCAGGCCCGUGGAGCUAUACAUUUGCCUGCCAAAUCAUGGUUUUGGCCUGAGAUCGCAGGCUAA